Molecule: messenger RNA, 620 nt
Organism: Clupea harengus (Atlantic herring)
Lineage: Eukaryota; Metazoa; Chordata; Actinopteri; Clupeiformes; Clupeidae
Gene: mif
Product: macrophage migration inhibitory factor
Molecular function (GO): phenylpyruvate tautomerase activity; cytokine activity
Source: RefSeq, a predicted model, not a curated record
GAAUGAGGGGUUGGGCAAACUGGACAGGAGGCUUUCAGUUCGUCAGAUACUCCCCGUGAUCUCCCACCGUCACUCAAACUCCACAUCCGUGCCUUGUUACAUUCCUGGAGCCUGCAGAAGUCGUCUCAGUAGUGUGUAAUCAUGCCGAUGUUUGUUGUGAACACCAAUGUGGCUAAAAGUGCCAUCCCCGAAGCUCUCCUGUCUGAGGCUACAGACGAAUUGGCCAAAGCAAUGGGCAAACCUGCACAGUAUAUCGCUGUACACAUUAACGGGGAUCAGAUGAUGAUGUUCGGCGGGAAGACAGAUCCGUGUGCUCUCUGCUCCUUAAUCAGCAUCGGGAAAAUCGGAGGCGCGCAAAACAAACAGUAUUCCAAAUUAUUGUGCGGCCUGCUUAAUAAACACCUUGGCGUCUCGCCGGACAGGAUCUACAUCAACUUUACUGACAUGGAUGCAGCAAAUGUGGCUUGGAACAACUCCACCUUUGGCUGAGAUAGAAGCUGCACCUUAAAGAGACCAAUAGCAAGAAUGCUCUGUCAGUAGGACCAUAGUGAUUACAAUCAACACAGCACUUACUGUAGAUUUGUUUCUUAUUCAUGACAAUAAAGUAUGGUGAAUCAAAA